Molecule: messenger RNA, 1971 nt
Organism: Eimeria mitis
Lineage: Eukaryota; Apicomplexa; Conoidasida; Eucoccidiorida; Eimeriidae
Product: histone acetyltransferase GCN5, putative
Exons: 8
Coding region: 1-1971 (656 amino acids)
Biological process (GO): positive regulation of transcription by RNA polymerase II; chromatin remodeling
Cellular component (GO): histone acetyltransferase complex
Molecular function (GO): protein binding; histone H3 acetyltransferase activity
Source: RefSeq, a predicted model, not a curated record
AUGGUGGGUUCUACAGCGGUUGGCACCCCUCGGGGGUCGGUUGCCACGACUGGCGUCUCAACAGCGGCAGCAGGAGCUGCUGGAUGCUCGCCUGGUGCCGCUCUAAACAACAGCAGCAACGGCUACAGCAACAGCAGCUGCUGCAAUGGAGUGUCUGCAUUUAAGUCUGUUUUGCCUCUAGAAGCCUCUAUAUCGGACAUUGUGCACCGAAUAGCACAGGAAGUGCUGCAGCCAAUCCUCGUCCCGUCGCAGCAGCCCUCCCCCCCGUCGCCUUUCACAUUCACACACCUGGAUCAGCUGCAACAGAUGUUGCAGCAGCGCUGCCCAAGCAGCAGCGGCAGCAAUACAGGCACACCGAGCCGUCGCGCAGCGGGAGGCGUGGCGGCCGCAACUGCAGCUUGCCGUGGCAGCAACUCUGCAGCAGCAGCAGCAGUAGCGGCCGGGACAGCAGCGGCAGCAGGAGGCUCACGUUCUGAGGAGGCGCUGGGGGGCCUGGCUAUGGCGGUUGCUGCUGCUCUCAACACGGUGCAGCUGCUAACACCAGAAGAGAGAAUCAAAUGCCGCAUGCUGCCGCCUGAUCGUUCCUAUGAAACAAACUACAGAGAGUGGCGGGACUUCCUGCUGCGGAAGCAGCCAACUGGAGCUUCUCUGAGUUGUGUCUUUGGUCGUGGUAUGCUGCGAUCUGUGCUGCUCUGCUGCUGUUCGUCCUUGUUGCGGGACAUCAUGGGGGGCCCCUUGGGGUUUUGCUGCGCUGCUGUAUUCCACCGCCUCUGUGAUGAAGCCAGCCUCAGCAUCCCUGCAAGGCAGGCUGCGCUGCAGUCUCUAACGACUCAAGACCCUACACUGGAGUCGAUGUUGGUUUCUGAGUCGGGUUUGGGUUUCUUGAGCCGGGACUUUGGUUCUGCCCGAGAGGAGGAGUCAGGCUUAAUUUCUUUUGCAUGUCUGACGAAUGACAGACAGCCGCUGCACUCGAUGGCUUUGGUUGCAGCUAAAAAUAUAUUUUCGCGCCAGCUGCCGAAGAUGCCGCGGGAGUAUAUUGUCCGUCUCGUCUUCGACCGUAACCACUACACCUUCUGCCUCAUCAAGCAGCAGCAAAUCAUAGGCGGCUGCUGCUUCAGGCCCUACUUUAAGCAGAAGUUCGCAGAAGUUGCAUUCUUGGCGGUCACCUCCUCUGAACAAGUCAAAGGAUACGGCACAAGGCUGAUGAACCACCUGAAAGAACACGUGAAGAAAAGUGGCAUCGAAUACUUCCUCACUUACGCUGACAACUUUGCUGUGGGUUAUUUCCGUAAGCAAGGCUUUACCCAGAAGAUAUCCAUGCCUAAGGAACGGUGGUUUGGUUUUAUAAAGGACUACGAGGGGGGCACUUUAAUGGAGUGUCGCAUCUCCCCUAAAGUCGACUACCUCCGCCUCUUCUCAAUCCUCAACGACCAACAGGAGGCAGUGCAGCGGGCAAUACUUCGCCUGAAACCUCCUCGCGUCUUCCCAGGACUUACCUGCUGGCAGGAGGACCCAACUCGCGUGUUGCACCCUUCGGAAGUGCCUGGGGUGGUGGAGUUCGGAUGGACCCCGCAAGCUGCAGCAGAUGCAGCAGGGGAAGCAGCUGCAGCAGCAGCAAAGCCUCUGCACGAACAAAUCGUGCAGGUCCUCGACGUCUUAGCGCGACACCACAGCGCCUGGCCCUUCCACAAACCCGUCGCCAAAGAUGAAGCGCCGGACUACUACGAGAUUAUACAACAACCAACAGAUAUUGCAACCAUGAAGAAAAAAGCGAAAAAGAAGCAGUUCCCGAACAAGGCGGCAUUUCUUUCUGAGUUGAGUCGCAUGUUUGCAAACUGUCGGCGUUACAACGGGCCCUCCACUAUUUACUACAAAUACGCAAACGAACUCGAAAAGUUCAUUUGGCCCAAAGCCCUUCAAAUACAAGACACCCAGGAAACCGCACCAGCACAAGACAACUUGCGCCAAUGA